UGUUUUCCAGUAUAUUUUUCGAUGCCCCUUCUUUUUGUUUUGUCUCAUCUCCUUGAGAGUUGAGGAAUCUUGAGAGUGGAAUCGUUUUCCGUAUGUAAUACAAAACUCAGUAAGUAAUACGCUAAUGGCCAACAAGCCUAACCCACCAUCUCCAUCACCACCUCCACCUCUUCUCUUCUCUCUAGACUUGGCCAAACCCAGUAAAUUUUGCCCUCCAACUCUCUCUCUCAUUGCUGAAUUAGGCUUUUACUUCUCCAUCUUCCAUGAACUCUUUAUCAGUUUUUCACUUGCUAUAAUACCCCACAACCAGGUAGCUCAAUACCCACAAAAAAUCAAUAUCAAAAGCUUCACCUUUAUGCUGCUCAUAAAGCCCCUGAAUCCAAUAGGACCAGACCCAGAAGCCAAAAACUUAAAUUUUGCUUUGUUAGACGUUCUUCAACUACAGUUUCGAGAGGUUACAAUCUCAGUUCAAUGAGUUCAAGCAUUAUUUAUAGUCCCCUAAAGUUGGCCGCUCUCUGGCCUACAGGUUUAGAAAGCAAUUUCCUCUAUGGGGAUCCAUUGAAGAGUUCAAAUUCCAAAAGAUACCACCUUGGAGGUGUGAAUUUAGGAUCUUGUGUGGCGAAUUCGAGGAACCAGAAGCUCACCGUGAGGUCAAAUUCAGUAUUAAGUGUAGAUAAAAUAGUGGAGAAAGAUGGUGGUGGUGGUGGUGGUAGGGAGAAGCACUACGAUGCCAUUGUUAUUGGAUCAGGAAUAGGAGGGUUGGUUGCGGCGACCCAGUUGGCGGUGAAGGGUGCCAGAGUUUUGGCUUUGGAGAAGUAUGUGAUUCCUGGUGGAAGCUCUGGGUAUUACCAGAGGGAUGGAUAUACUUUUGAUGUGGGAUCUUCUGUGAUGUUCGGUUUCAGUGACAAGGGGAAUCUAAAUUUAAUAACCCAAGCAUUGGCAGCAGUUGGUUGUAAGAUGCAGGUGAUACCUGAUCCAACUACUGUCCAUUUCCAUCUGCCCAAUGACCUUUCUGUCCGAGUGCAUAGAGAAUACAGUGAAUUCAUUGCAGAACUUACUAGUAAAUUUCCCCAUGAAAAGGAAGGGAUUAUCAAAUUCUAUAGUGAAUGUUGGAAGAUUUUCAAUGCCUUGAACUCAUUGGAGUUGAAAUCACUUGAGGAGCCAAUCUAUCUUUUUGGGCAGUUUUUUCAGAAGCCUCUUGAAUGCUUGACACUUGCCUACUAUCUGCCUCAAAAUGCUGGUGACAUAGCUCGAAAGUACAUUAAUGAUCCUCAAUUGUUGUCUUUCAUAGAUGCAGAGUGUUUUAUAGUGAGUACAGUUAAUGCUUUGCAGACACCAAUGAUCAAUGCAAGCAUGGUUCUUUGUGACAGACAUUAUGGUGGCAUUAACUACCCAGUUGGUGGUGUUGGUGGAAUUGCUAAGUCCUUAGCAAAUGGCCUGGUUGAACAGGGAAGUGAGAUACUUUACAAGGCAAAUGUGACAGGCAUUAUAAUUGACCAUGGCAAAGCUGUAGGAGUUAGGCUUUCAGAUGGAAGGGAAUUCUUUGCCAGAACCAUAAUAUCGAAUGCUACUAGAUGGGAUACAUUUGGAAAGCUUUUAAAGGGAGAAGACCUUCCAAAAGAAGAGGAAAAUUUUCAGAAAGUAUACAUAAAGGCUCCAUCUUUUCUUUCUAUUCACAUGGGGGUUAAAGCUGAAGUUCUACCACCAGAUACAGAUUGCCAUCAUUUUGUCCUUGAGAAUGAUUGGACAAGACUUGAAGAGCCAUAUGGAAGUAUAUUUUUGAGCAUUCCAACUGUUCUUGAUUCAUCAUUGGCUCCUGAAGGACGCCAUAUUCUUCACAUAUUUACAACCUCUUCCAUUGAGGACUGGGAGGGUCUCUCGCCCAAGGACUACGAGGCAAAGAAGGAACUUGUGGCAGAUGAAAUCAUUAAAAGAUUAGAGAAAAAACUAUUUCCAGGACUUAUGUCAUCUAUUGUUUUCAGGGAGGUGGGGACACCAAAGACACAUAGGCGGUAUUUGGCUCGUGACAGGGGUACCUACGGACCCAUGCCUCGCGGAACUCCCAAGGGAUUGUUGGGAAUGCCUUUCAAUACAACAGGUAUAGAUGGUUUGUACUGUGUUGGUGAUAGCUGCUUUCCAGGUCAAGGUGUUAUAGCUGUAGCUUUUUCAGGAGUAAUGUGUGCUCAUCGUGUAGCUGCUGAUAUUGGUCUUGAGAAGAAAUCUCCAUUACUGGAUGCUGCCCUCCUUCGAACUCUUGGUUGGUUAAGAACACUAGCCUGAGAGUUGCCGGAGAAUUGUUGAUUGCUUGCUUAGGAACAUUAGUACUCUCUCUCUCCAUUUUCUGGCCAUCGUCAGGUCUUGUUUUUGUUCCAAAGUUGAAGUAAGUUUUCAACUUUGAGUCAUUUCUGCGGGAGGCUAGGACGACUGUAUAUACGAGAAGACAAAAAAAAUAAUAAAAAAGUGUAACCUCCUUAAUGCUUGAUGUAAUUUUUUUCAAAAUAAAUGUUUUCAUUUUAUUUUUUGUGGGGGUUAAAUAUAUGUAAUGCAAUAUGUGGAUAAUAAUAUACAGCACAGUAUCUUUCUUUUA
This is a messenger RNA of Ziziphus jujuba (common jujube), 2587 nucleotides long. RefSeq names its product prolycopene isomerase, chloroplastic. NCBI's taxonomy places the organism in Eukaryota, Viridiplantae, Streptophyta, Magnoliopsida, Rosales, Rhamnaceae. Gene Ontology annotation, biological process: carotenoid biosynthetic process. The transcript has 13 exons. Gene Ontology annotation, molecular function: oxidoreductase activity; carotenoid isomerase activity. The coding region runs from base 472 to 2280 and encodes 602 amino acids. The record is from RefSeq and is a predicted model, not a curated record.